AUGCAUUGGGGAUCAAAUAAUCGAAAGGGCGCUGAACAUGAAAUCAACGGAAAAAAGCACGUGGCGGAAGCACAUUUUGUUUUUACAAGUAGUCAAAGAAAUGAAACUGCUGUAUUAGCAUAUUUUUUUGAAGUGGCAGAUAAUGAAAAUGCCGAAUGGGGAAACUAUGUUUUAUAUGUAAGUGAUUUAAAAGAAGUAAAUCAAAUCAAAACAUAUGAAACAAACAUUCAACAAUUAAUGGACGGCGAUCAACGUGAAUUCUUGCGUUAUACGCGUAGUUUGGUUUUAUUCAGAAAACUAAAGGACAAAUAA
Molecule: messenger RNA, 312 nt
Organism: Didymodactylos carnosus
Lineage: Eukaryota; Metazoa; Rotifera; Eurotatoria; Philodinida; Philodinidae
Source: the annotation of a GenBank genome assembly